Messenger RNA from Notolabrus celidotus (New Zealand spotty), 2213 nucleotides. RefSeq names its product tetratricopeptide repeat protein 16-like. Lineage: Eukaryota; Metazoa; Chordata; Actinopteri; Labriformes; Labridae. The coding region runs from base 131 to 2086 and encodes 651 amino acids. The record is from RefSeq and is a predicted model, not a curated record. Gene Ontology annotation, molecular function: protein binding. The transcript is spliced from 14 exons.
ACGCGCAGUGUGUUGGAGUUUGUUUCCAUGGUGACGCCCUGAUUCAGCAGCAGCAGUAAACAGAGUCAGAGUUUAAAUUCUCUUUAAAAUAAACUCUGUAAAUCUGUUUUUAUCAACAAGCUGAUCCAGGAUGGAAACUUCUGAGGGGAUUAAAGACAGAACGCAGGUCGAGGAGCAGAGUUUAUUUUCUGGCGCUGCCCCAGAGGAGGAGCAGGAGGAGGCCGGGAGACGAAGCACCUUCAGGCGGUCGUUUGGAUCCAGUGAAAUCCUUCAAGAGAAACAGAGUCAAAGAUCAGAGCUACAGGGGAGCUUCAUCAUCCAGAGCAGAGCUGCAGAGCAUAUCAGGAACGGGGGCGAGGCGAUGAGGAGGUCUCAGUAUGAGAAAGCUGUGAUCUGCUUCUCUAAGGCCAUCACUCUGCAGCCGGAGGAGACUCGGCUGCAUGUGAGUCAGGCCGAGGCGUACCUGCAGCUCUGUGACUUCCAGUCAGCGGCAGCUUCUUAUAAACGAGCCUGGCGUCUGGAGCCAGAGGCCUUCAGGGACCGCUUGGCCUUUAUCUAUUAUCUCCAGGGUCAGUGUCUGUUUGAUCGAGGUCUGUACUUCGAGGCUCUCGAGGCCUUCAGCAAAGCGGCCGAGGUGAAGCCGAGCUGCAGAGCGUACGAGGUCAGGAGUCUGGCCUGUCUGUCAGCUACAGGUCUCCAUGCCGACUGUCUGAAGAUGGUGGAUGACUGGAUCCUGUCAGACUCUCCGACCUCUGACCUUUACGUCCUCAGAGCCCGACUCAACAAACAGCUCAACCAGACGUCACAGAGUCAUCAGGACGUGAUGGCGGCGUUGGCGUUGACCCCGGCGUGUCCGCAGGCCGCCGCUCUGCUGCAGACGCUGCAGGAAGCCGGGGAACGGGCCCGACAGAAGGCGGUGGACCGGCUUCUGACCGGCCAGCUGCCCGAAGCUCUCUGCAUGAUCAACAUCGCUCUGGAGAACUGCCCACAGGACCCACAGCUCUACCUGUUCAGAGGGAUUCUGUACAGACGUCUGAGAGACUUCACGGCAGCCAUCGAGGAUCUGGUCCAUUCUGUGGAGCUGGGUGAGAAAGAGGAGGAGGAGGAGGAGGAAGAGGAGGAGAGGGAGGUCAGAGAGAGCAUCUCUCUGCAGGAGGACGUGCAGUUCCAGCUGGUGCUCACCUACAAUGAUUUUGCGGUUCAGUGUUUCAGCAGAGGUCUUUACGCCGAGGCCACGCUGCUGCUCACCAAGGCCAUCGAGGAGGGGCGAGGACCGGCCGGUCUGUACCUGAACAGAGGAGACUGUUUCUUUAAGCAGGGGGAGUGGUCCUUCGCUCUGGCGGACUACCAGCAGGCUGAAGAGAUGACGCAGCCUGACGACCCGGCUGUUCGGCUCCGCCUCGCCGUCAUCCACAACACGCUGGGCUCCCUGUGCUUCCAGAACGGGUGUUUCCAGAAAGCAGCUGACAUGUUUUCUUUGGCGGUCCGGUACAACCCCACAGCCGGUCUGUACUACGAGAACAGAUCCAAGGCGUUUAGAAAACUUCUGAACUUUGAGGGGGCCAGGAAGGACCUGAUCUCCCUGCUGAUCCUGGAUCCCACCAACGAGGAGCUUCCUCCCAUGCUGAUGAGUCUGUUCCCCGGCUGCAGUGAGUCUCAUGUCCUGUCGAGUCCAGCAGCUCAGGCAGUCAGAGCUCAGCUGAUGGAAACCAUCCAGGCCUGCAGCUCUUCCUCUGACCAGCAGAGGCUCAGUGAGAAACUGCAGGAGAUGACUCUGAGCGGUCAGGACUCAGAGAGCCAAUCAGAGGAGCCUUUAGGAGCAGGAGAGGAGCUGAGGUUGUGUCUGAACAAACUGGAGAUGAAGAUGUUUGUGAAGAGCGUCCUGCAGGUACUCCAGGGAGGUAGUAGAGCUGCAGAGCGUUAUGGGAGUAACACAGUAACCAGAGCUACAGCUCCAGCUAGUGGAGGGAGGCUGAACUACAGCGAGGACACGACGUGUGAAGGCUUUCAGACUUACAACAUGAUUGAAGCUGCAGCUUGCAAAGACAACAAGGAAACAGGACGAGUUUCAGACGACUCUCCGUGACCGUCCUCCUCUGGACCACGCCGGACACUGGAGGGGGAGGUCAAAUCCACAGGAGGGAUCUCUGAGUGGACUAAAGAAAAACAUUAAGUUCAUGAACUCUGAAAAUAAACUAUGAAGACUCAAAGAA